UGGUCUAUAAAAGCUGCACCCAGUGGAGGUGAAGAGAGCAAAGCACACUCUCGAUCAGCGGGGGACAAAGACACACUUCAACACCUACUUACACACACGUUAGUGCAGGACUAUCAUACACAAAACACUUGCUUCCUGGGAUAUGAACCCUCUCAUCCUCACCUGUUUCCUGUGCUUCGUCUGCAGUGCUCUAAGUGCUCAGGGAUCUACAACCACACAGUCAGGUGACCAAGUUGGAGUGACUGUCGACCUGGCCUCAGGGGAAGGCCUCCAGAAUUUGCACAGCGAUGAUGAUGAGUUGGAAGAGGACGGGAUUUCAGGAGGAGAUGAUGAAAAUGUCAGCUUCCAUGACUUGCAUCCCAACAGAGAUGAGAAGAAGAAAAGGAAGGUCAAAGGCAAGAGGAGGAACAAACACAAGGGCAAAAGCACAACUCCUUUCAACCCCGAGCACAUGGUCUUCACUAGUGGACACACAUCCACUCUCAGGACCAAUGAGGAUCCCUGCAACACCUCCCACCUGGGCUACUGCAUUCAUGGAUACUGCAAGCACAUAGACGGCCUGCAUGAACCAGUUUGUAUAUGUAUGAAGGGUUAUGAUGGAGAGCGCUGUGGGAUCCAGACUCUGGGGACAGUGAAAAAUGAGCCCACCGAGACCAACAAUGCUGAGCUGGUGCAGACGGUCUUAGUGGUCAUCGCCGUGGUUCUUUCAGUCAUCAGUUGUACCGCCAUACUGCUUAUGACCUGUGCUCAUUACAGGUCACAUAAAAACUUCCUGGCUUCCUACCUUGGAACCGUGUCAGAGCAGGAGAAGCUUCAGAAACACCCUGGCGACGUUGUCGUUUGAGGGCGUUAAGUUACAAUGAGCAAUGCUAAACAGUUCAAAGAACCUGGCUCUGACCACCCGAGAGACGAGUGAAUAGAUGGCUUCAAUAGAUGCUGUGUAAAAACACUGUCCAGAAUUUAUUAGAAUGUAAUUUAUUUAGUAUGAUUAUUUAUUGUUAACAACUAUAUACACGUAUCUGUAUGUUGGACUACUAUUAUAAUAUCUUUUAUCUGUGAAUGCUGAGGAUGCAGCCUUUUGAUGUUCUCUAGUUUUGUUUUUAUUUAUUGUACUGCUUUUGUUAUAGGUCAGAAAACACUCUUCAUUUCACUCUGGAAAAGGGAUGGAAUAUGAUCACCAAUAAAAUGUCUCAGUGUUA
Molecule: messenger RNA, 1199 nt
Organism: Pundamilia nyererei
Lineage: Eukaryota; Metazoa; Chordata; Actinopteri; Cichliformes; Cichlidae
Gene: areg
Product: amphiregulin
Exons: 6
Coding region: 143-844 (233 amino acids)
Biological process (GO): positive regulation of cell population proliferation; positive regulation of mitotic nuclear division; epidermal growth factor receptor signaling pathway
Molecular function (GO): growth factor activity; epidermal growth factor receptor binding
Source: RefSeq, a predicted model, not a curated record